AUGGAAUCAUCGGAAGAAGAAGUGGGAGGUGAUGAAGACGACAAUGAAGUAAGAAUAGUAAAUAAUAGUGAUCAUGACAGUAACUCGUGCUUGGAAUACAGUUCAUUUGAGGAUUCCGAUAGUGAUGACGAUAAUAUUGAGCUCGAAUAUUUUAUUGGUAAAGAUAAAGCAACAAAAUGGUCUAAGACACCAUUGACAAGUAAAUUCGCUAAAACUAAAAAAAAAAAUAUAAUAAAUAUAACACCUGGUUCAAAAUUUACAACUGAAGAAAUUCAAAAUGAAGUAGGGGCUUUCCACAUAAUAUUUUCAGACAAAAUGGUUGAUGAAAUUAUUCAUUACACCAAUAUGUAUAUUUCGACAGUUCAAAAAAACUAUAAAAGAGAUAGAGAUGCCAAAUUUAUAACAAAAAAUGAAAUGAUGGCAUUUUUUGGUUUGUUGUUUUUGUCAGGAAUAAAAAAAGGGAAUCACACCAACUUUCUUGAAUUUUGGGCUACAGAUGGUACUGGAAUUGAAGUUUUUCGGGCUUGUAUGAGCUGUAACCGUUUUCUUUUUAUUUUGAAUUCAAUAAGAUUCGACGAUAGAACUACUAGAAAUUAUAGAAGAUCUGAGGACAAACUAACAGCCGUGAGGUCAAUGCUUGAUCAAUUUGUAUAUAAUUGUAAAACAAGUUACUGCCUUAGUGAAUAUUUGACCAUUGACGAAAUGUUAGUCCCAUUUAGAGGUCGUUGUAGUUUUAUUCAGUAUAUACCAAGUAAACCUGCAAAAUAUGACUUGAAAAUAUUUGCACUGGUUGAUGCAAAAUCAUUUUAUACGGGGAAUUUAGAAAUUUAUUGUGGGACGCAACCAGACGGGCCUUACAAUAUGUCUUCCAAGCCAUUUGAUAUUGUCAUGAGAUUACUUGACAAUGUAACGGGAUCAAAUCGUAACCUAACAUGUGAUAAUUGGUAUACUAGUUAUCCCUUGGCUACUGAAUUACUAAAAAAGCAAACAACUAUAGUAGGAACAUUGAGAAAAAAUAAAAAGGAGAUUCCAGUAGACUUUCAACCACAUAAAAAUAAAGCAGUUAAUUCUUCAUUUUUUGGAUUUCAAAAAGAAAUAAUGAUAACAUCAUAUACUCCUAAAAAAAAUAAAGCUGUAAUUCUAUUAUCAACUAUGCAUAAUGAUACGUCAAUAAAUAGUGAGACAAAAAAACCUGAAGUUAUACACUUUUACAAUUCCACAAAAGGAGGCGUGGACACAAAUGUGUGGGAAUUAUUCAGUUUCUAG
Metopolophium dirhodum (rose-grain aphid) is the source of this 1266-nucleotide messenger RNA. Its product is annotated as piggyBac transposable element-derived protein 3-like. The record is from RefSeq and is a predicted model, not a curated record. Lineage: Eukaryota; Metazoa; Arthropoda; Insecta; Hemiptera; Aphididae. The transcript has a single exon. The coding region runs from base 1 to 1266 and encodes 421 amino acids.